AUGACCAUCUGGACGGAAGGUCUGUACGACCUGGGCGAGGAGUACGACUGGCUCGAGUUUUUCGCGGGCCAUGCUAAUGGGACUGGGGCGGUUCGACUUCGGGGAUUUCGUGGCGCAAAGUUCGAUAUCCAAUACUUUGCAGACUAUCGAGACUCUGCUGAUUUGGGUACAACGAACUUCAUGGACAUAACAACUCCUGCGGGAUUCUGUUUGGGGAUCAUCUUUCUCCUGAAGUGUCGCUCCUACAAGUUCGUGGCUUGGUUCGGUCUGACAUGCUCGUCUUUCUCUUCGAUGAAUGCAUCGACGUCCGGUCGCAGCCCUUCUUCCAGUACCGGUCACGACUUCCGACCAACUGUGCAAGAGGGUAAUCUUAUGGUCGAAAGGGUUUGUCUCCUAUGUGCCUUGACGGUGGCACUGGGGGGAACUUUCAUCGUGGAGCAACCUGGGGGAUCCAGUGUGGAAUACUACCCAACUUUCCGGGGCCUGUGCACGUCGCUCAUGCGAAACGACGGUGUGGCUGCCGUGUCCAGAGUUGGCUGGUACAUGGGCUACUAUUUCGGCACAUCCUUGAAGCGCCAAUAUGCCUACUCCAAUUCCCCCGCCGUCCGCAAGCUGCAGCGAGAUAAAGUGCAGGCCACACAGAGGUUGUGCAACUUGGGUAAAAUCAAAACGGUCACCCGGGUGAAGCAUCCGAGUGGCAAGGAACGCUUCUCUGGAACUAGUCAGUUGAAGGGUACAGAGAGGCUUCGACAGGAUUUGAGUAUGUGCUGUUCUGUUACAAUAUAG
Symbiodinium sp. CCMP2456 is the source of this 786-nucleotide messenger RNA. NCBI's taxonomy places the organism in Eukaryota, Dinophyceae, Suessiales, Symbiodiniaceae. The record is from the annotation of a GenBank genome assembly.